UCUCUCUCUCUUAACUUUGAAUUGUGGGAAUAAGUUGAUCUUCUCUUUUCUCCAUUAUUUUUGUUUCAAAUGAUGUCUUUCAAAAGCUUUCGUUUGUUAGGAUUCUUUGCCCUAACUUUUUCUCUUGCUUUAGCUUCUGAUGGUAGUCCUCUUCAAGAUUUCUGUGUGGCAAACCCCAAUAAUCAAGUGCUAGUGAAUGGCGCAUCGUGCAAGGACCCAAAGCAGGUACAAGCAGGUGAUUUCUUAUUCACUGGGCUUCACUUGCCAGGCAACACAUCGAACCCUGCAGGUUCGAAGGCAACACUAGUUACAGCAGCCCAAUUACCGGGACUAAACACUCUUGGCGUUUCCAUGGUUCGUAUAGACUAUGCACCAUGGGGUAUCAACCCUCCACACACGCAUCCAAGAGCUUCAGAAAUCUUGACAGUUUUGGAGGGUACCCUUGAAGUAGGGUUUGUGACUUCUAACCCAGACAACCGUCUCAUUACCAAAGUGCUUAACAAGGGUGAUGUGUUUGUGUUCCCUGUGGGUCUCAUUCACUUCCAGAGAAACACGGGAAAUGGAUAUGCUGUUGCCAUUGCUGCAUUCAAUAGCCAAAAUCCUGGAGUCAUCACCAUUGCUAAUGCUGUGUUUGGUUCAAAACCUGACAUCUCCAUAGAUAUUCUUACAAAAGCUUUCCAAGCUGACAAGAAUGUGAUUUCUCAAUUCCAAGCCAAAUUUUAGAGCUAUUUUCCGAGGAAUUAUUUGUUCAAUAAAGUAUUUCUCUCAUUCGCUGAGUUUAAUUCCUUUUGUUUGUGUUUCUUGGUGUCAAAUAUUUUAGUUUUAAUGUUCUGGAAUGGAUAAGAUCUUCCAGAAGCUGUUGCUAUUGUAAUAUGUCUUGUAAUGCAUAUCUUUGUUGAUUUUCCAAUACUUUGAAUUCUUACCUUAACAAC
This is a messenger RNA of Hevea brasiliensis (rubber tree), 932 nucleotides long. RefSeq names its product putative germin-like protein 2-1. Gene Ontology annotation, cellular component: cell wall. Gene Ontology annotation, molecular function: manganese ion binding. The transcript is spliced from 2 exons. NCBI's taxonomy places the organism in Eukaryota, Viridiplantae, Streptophyta, Magnoliopsida, Malpighiales, Euphorbiaceae. The coding region runs from base 70 to 723 and encodes 217 amino acids. The record is from RefSeq and is a predicted model, not a curated record.